Molecule: messenger RNA, 2307 nt
Organism: Paramecium tetraurelia
Lineage: Eukaryota; Ciliophora; Oligohymenophorea; Peniculida; Parameciidae
Exons: 8
Molecular function (GO): protein binding
Source: RefSeq, a predicted model, not a curated record
AUGUUAGAAUCCAUUAGCGAUUUUGAAUUUUUUCUGAUUGGGCCAUAAUUUCUUACAUAGUACAAAUAUCAAACUGACAUCAGUGGCUUAGAAAUAUAGAAUAAUUUGAUAAGUGUCUUAGAGUUAUAAUAAGAUGAAAACAUAGUAGAAGUUUGUUAUAAUUCUGAAAAGAAAUACGCAAUUGUGGCAACUAGCAAAAACAAUCUCAUUAUGAUUAAAGGAGAUAAGAAAGUAGGAAAAUUCGAACUAAUCAAAUCAUCUAUUCUGUAAUCAUCAUCAUCGAAUAAUUUAUACAAUAUACUUUCUAAGAGUUAAUCUAUGUUCCUAUUAAAAUUAAAAAAAUAAAGGGAUGAGAAAAAAUAAAUAAAUAAGGAUAAAAAUAAGGCUACUGAAUAAGAAAAAUUAGUGAGUGUUCGAAUCUCUACUAUAGCAAAGACCAAUAAAGGAUUCAUAAUUGGUUUAAUAGGAAAACCUGCGUUCUAGGUUUAUGAAGUUGAAUAGGAUAAUUCAGAACAAGAACAAUAUAUCUUAAAUUUAGUCGGUACUUACUUUAUAAAGGAUGAACAUAUUUAUGGAAUUCAUUAAAUUCACUUGGCUACAUAUGAGAUUUAUGGGGCAUUAACAGUGAUUUACUUUAAUCGUUCUGCAUAUCAAGUAGCCUUAGGAUCAUAAUAAGUGUUAAAUAAUAUUGUUUCAUGUGAAAUUGUUUACAUUAAUUUAGCCAAAGUUGAGGCUUUGAAAUCAGUUCAAAAAGAACCAUUUGAACCAUUAUUCGAGAAGGGUGUUCAUAAAGGUACAAUUUUCAAUAUUGCCACAACUCCUAUGAGAUCUAUAUUAGCAUCAGUGUGUGAUGAUAAGAAUAUAAAAUUUUGGGAUUAUUCAAAUGAUUUUAAAGAAAUGUUCUCUCAUUAAUUUCAUGAAACACCAUUAUCGGUGGCUAUACAUCCAUUAAGCUAUUAAUAUGAAAUCGUAUUUAAGGAUGGUCUUCGAUUCUAUUUUAUACUAGAUGAUGAUCUUAAAUUAGUCCACAAUGAAACUACAAAAGUUUGUAAUGCUCUCACAUAUAGCAAAGGAGGACAUAUCUUGGCUGCAGCUAAUGGUAAUCAAAUUCAAUUAUAUAAUCCUCUAACAUAUAAAAUGAUAAAUGUAUUACUUAAUCAUCAAACAAAUCUUAAGGAUUUACUAUUUAUAGAUAGAGAUAAUCUCUUAAUUUCCUAAUGUCAAUUUGGAAUUUUAUAUGUUUGGAAUUUGCUUUCAGGAGAAAGAAUCUUAGAACAUGCUCAAAAGUAGAACAAAUAUCAAAGCUUAUGUUAUGACUUUGAAUAUGAUCUUGUUGUUGGAGUUUCAGAUUAGAAAUUAAAAGUUUAUCAUGAAAAGGGACAGAACAUUGUCCUAGAAGUGGAUACAUUUCCUACUUAAUUUAGUGCCAUAUGCAUUAGUCAUAGGAUCUAUUAGAGUAUACUCCUAUCCAUUUUACCACUUCAACCCUAAAUGAUGGAACCAAUUGAAAUUUCUGUUCAUUAAUUUGCAGUGACAGCCAUUAAAGUGUCUCCGGAUAAUAGUUAUUUAAUAAGUUCAUCAAUAGAUGGUAGUAUUUUCUUUAGUAAAAUAAAGUAGUUCAUAAAUGGAGAAGAAAUUACAUAAUUGGAUCUGAUAACUAGAGGUGAUACUUUUGCGCUUAAUAGUUUAUGUUUAUGCUCAACUACUGCUUAGGAAGUAAGGUAAGAGCAGCUGAAAGAAUUAGAAUAUAGAUUGUAAAAUUUUAAGAGUGACAUUGAUGACGCUAAGGAAGUAUAAUUGAAUAAUAAUGACUACAAACUUCAGAAAAUACGCGAUGAGCAUACUAAGGAAAUUCAAAAAGUUUAGGAUUAAUUAUCUCAAACAAUUUAAUAAUCAGAUGCCAAAAACAACAAGAUUAAAGAAGAUAAAAAGAAUUUAAUAUCAACUUCUAAGAAAACCAUAGAUGAAAUGAAUGAAUAAAAUUCAAAGAAACUAUUGUAGAUCUAUGAUAUAAGGGACAAAUUGAAUGAAAAAUUACAAAAUUUCAUCAAACAGUAAGAUGAGGAACGACGAUCAGUGAAUUAAGAAUAUUAGUAAUCAAUUUCCUAAGUUGAUGACGAAUACUGCUAAAAAUAUUAAGAUUUAUUCAACAGGUUCAGUUAAGCUAUGUCCAAUAAGAAAUUAGAUUAAAGAAAAUUUAAAGAAGUUUUGCAGUAAAGCGAGAAAGAUUAUGAAACUUUUUACAAAGAAUCAUAGCAGUCCUUAAGGCAAAAUUAGAAGAAUUUAACACUCAAACAGAAAUAUUGA